This is a messenger RNA of Cordyceps fumosorosea ARSEF 2679, 1311 nucleotides long. RefSeq lists its product as hypothetical. Bases 1 to 1311 code for a protein of 436 amino acids. The transcript is spliced from 2 exons. The record is from RefSeq and is a predicted model, not a curated record. Lineage: Eukaryota; Fungi; Ascomycota; Sordariomycetes; Hypocreales; Cordycipitaceae. Gene Ontology annotation, cellular component: Golgi apparatus.
AUGGUCGUCACCAGGCUCGAGUCCCGCAAGUCGCUGCUUGGUGCCGAUCCAGGCUUCGCCGAGCACGGCAUGCAGUACCAGGAAAACUAUUCUCCCAACCAGGCCUACCCUGACGCCUACACCCAAGACUACCCCAACGGGCCCUACACGCAACCGUCGCUCGCGCAGCCCACCUACGUCGAAACCGCCAACAUGGUUGGUGACGACUUCCAUCAGGGUUACGCCGGUCGCCAGGGCCUAACCUCGAGUCACGCCAACAGCACUCAUCGCGACAACUUUGGCUUUCUCAAGCGUAAAUGGCCCUCCGCUUUCAUGGCUGUAACCGGUCUCCAGGCCAUCAUCUGCCUUGGCUUCGAGGCCUACGUCUUUGGCAAAUUCCAGCUCAGCCUCGGCCCUCAUGUCAACAUACCCAAAGUCCAGUCUCAAUACCUCACCAUUCCUACCUUUCUCACUCUCUUCAUCUUCGGCUUCCUCUACGAGCUUGUCAUCGUCUGGGACGCACUCCGCAUGAAGAACACGAUUCAAGUCAUUGGCGUCUGCAUCGCCAACCUGGCCAUGCUCGUGUAUACAGCCAUCCAGGUCGACCAGAUUCAGACCGCUGUUGGAGUCCUUAGCGAUUUCAACGCUCUUGGUCCCCAAAUCACCGCCGCCAGCCUCUGGGGCGAUAUCAAGGCCUUCCUUGUCGCCAUCCCCGCCAUCAUUGCCCUCUCUACCAUCUGUAUGGCCUUCUGUGCUUGGAGGCUCUACCAGGAAUUCGCCUGGGAUAUCCUCAAGAACAUUGGCGCUGACUACCGAAUGAAGAAGCGCUUCCUCCACUAUCAAAUUUACAUUGCUCUCCUCAAGUUUGAUUUUUUCUUCUUCCUUGGCUUUAUCAUUCAGUUCGUCGUCGUCGUUGCCAAGAAGUCCGAUCCCGAAUUCGCCGUCACAGUCGCCUCUAUCCCCGUUACCAUUGUUAUUCUUCUCGCCGCCGCGUAUUUCACAAAAAAGGAGAAUAAGACGGGCAUGGCCAUUACACUCGUUUUCUAUGUCGGUGGCCUUGUCUACUUUGUCUUCAAACUCGUUCGCAUCUACCAGCCCGGCUACAAGGAUUUCUACAUUGCCGUCCGAAAGUCGUUGACGGCAUUUGCCGUCAUCACCAUUCUGCUCAUCAUCCUCACCAUUGUCAACGGCAUCAUUUGCAUGCGCAACUUCGGAGCCGGUCUCAAGCCCCAUCUACAAUCCAGCAAGCGGGUCGAGGAGAACCCUGACGCCAUGUCUUUUAGUCUAAACGACGUCAAGGCUGCUGUCCCCAACCGCAUGACCAUUGACUAG